This is a messenger RNA of Myripristis murdjan (pinecone soldierfish), 3444 nucleotides long. RefSeq names its product ArfGAP with SH3 domain, ankyrin repeat and PH domain 2b (gene asap2b). NCBI's taxonomy places the organism in Eukaryota, Metazoa, Chordata, Actinopteri, Holocentriformes, Holocentridae. Gene Ontology annotation, cellular component: cytoplasm. Gene Ontology annotation, molecular function: GTPase activator activity; protein binding. The record is from RefSeq and is a predicted model, not a curated record. Gene Ontology annotation, biological process: positive regulation of GTPase activity.
AUGUGAAGGGAUUGUGCGUCAGGGAUCCGGCCUCACUGGAAUAAACUAUGGAGCUCGAGCCCUUCUCCCGGCAGAGGAGCGAGAAGCUGCUUUAAGGUCUCCACUAUGAGGAGGAGCGCCUGCUGGACCCCGGAGCGCAGCCGUGCGGUUUAUGGAUUAUUGUUAUAAGGAACUCCAGGUGCUCCUCUGCCAGUCAGUCAGGCGGCUGGUUAAAGUUCACACAAGUUUAGUUUUUCCCUUUUCUGUGUCAGGACGGUGUGUUAGCAGCUCAUGAUGCCGGAGCUGAUCACUGUGACAGAGUUUAUCGCGGAGACCAAUGAGGACUACAAAGCUCCCACCACCUCCAGCUUCACCACUCGGAUGUCCCACUGCAGGAAUGCUGUGGCCGCCCUGGAAGAGGCUCUGGAUCUGGACAGAGCCGUCCUCCACAAGAUCAAGAAGUCAGUGAAGGCCAUCAGCACCUCUGGUCUGGCUCACGUGGAGAACCAGGAGCAGUACAUCCAGUCCUUGGAGAAGUGGGGAAACCUUGCGAACAGGGAGGACGCCGACGUCGGCUCGGCCUUCACCAACUUCUCCGUCUUCACCAAGGAGCUGACGGCGCUCUUCAAGAACAUGCUCCAGAACAUGAACAACAUCAUCACCUUCCCGCUGGACAGUCUGCUGAAGGGAGACCUGAAGGGAGUCAAAGGGGAUCUGAAGAAACCCUUCGACAAAGCCUGGAAGGAUUAUGAGACCAAACUAGCGAAGAUCGAGAAGGAGAAGAAGGAGCACGCCAAGCAGCACGGCAUGAUCCGCACCGAGUUCAGCGGAGGGGAGAUCGCCGAGGAGAUGGAGAAGGAGAGGAGGCUCUUCCAGCUGCAGAUGUGCGAGUAUCUUCUGAAAGUCAACGAGAUCAAAGUCAAGAAGGGAGUCGACUUCCUGCAGAACCUCAUCAAGUUCUUCCACGCUCAGUGCAAUUUUUUCCAGGACGGACUGAAGGCCGUCGAGAAUCUGAAGCCGGCCGUCGAGAAACUGGCCACAGACCUGAGCACAAUCAAACAGACUCAGGAUGGAGAGAGGAAGCAGCUGACUCAGCUGCGGGACGUCCUGAAGGCUUCGCUGCAGUCGGAGCAGAAAGAGGACACCCAGGCCAAGCAGAACGCCGGCUACAGCCUCCACCAGCUGCAGGGCAACAAGGCCCACGGCACCGAGCGCUCCGGGAUGCUCUACAAGAAAAGUGAGGGGCUGAGGAAGGUGUGGCAGAAGAGGAAGUGCUCGGUGAAGAACGGCUUCCUGACCAUCAGCCACGGAACGGCUAACCGGCCUCCAGCCAAGCUCAACCUGCUCACCUGCCAGGUGAAGAGAAACCCCGACGAGAAAAAGAGCUUUGAUCUGUUCUCACACGACAGAACAUAUCACUUCCAAGCCGAGGACGAAGCUGAGUGUCAGAUCUGGAUCUCGGUGCUGCAGAACAGUAAGGAGGAGGCGCUGAACAAGGCCUUCAAAGGCGACCAGGACGAGGGCGAGAACAACAUCGUGCAGGAGCUGACCAAGGCCAUCGUGGCCGAGGUGAAGAGGAUGAGCGGCAACGACGUCUGCUGCGACUGCGGAGCGCCCGGUCCCACCUGGCUGUCCACCAACCUCGGGGUCCUGAUCUGCAUCGAGUGCUCAGGGAUCCACCGGGAGAUGGGCGUGCACUACUCCCGCAUCCAGAGUCUGGACCUGGACGUCCUGGGAACCUCCGAGCUGCUGCUGGCCAAGAACGUGGGAAACGCCAACUUCAACGAGAUCAUGGAGGCGGAUCUGUCGGGACACGGAGCGACCAAACCGAACCCGUCCAGCGACAUGCAGACCAGGAAGGACUACAUCACGGCCAAGUACACGGAGAAGCGCUUCGCCGAGCGGCGGUGCAGCGACGCGGCGUCCCGGCUGCAGGUCCUGUACGAGGCCGUCAGGACCAGAGACAUCCUGUCACUCAUCCAGGUGUACGCCGAGGGGGUGGAGCUCACCGAGGCCAUCCCGCAACCCAACGAACACGAGCCCGGGGAGACGGCGCUCCACCUGGCCGUCCGCAUGGUCGACCGAAACUCGCUGCACAUCGUCGACUUCCUGGCCCAGAACAGUGGGAACCUGGACAAGCAGACGGCCAGAGGCAGCACAGCGCUGCACUACUGCUGCCUGACGGACAACAGCGAGUGUCUGAAGCUGCUGCUCAGAGGAAAGGCCUCCGUCGCCACCACCAACGAGGCAGGAGAGACGGCGCUGGACAUCUCCAAGCGGCUCCGCCACUCGCAGUGUGAGGAGCUGCUGACUCAGGCCCAGACCGGGAAGUUUAACGUCCACGUUCAUGUCGAGUACGAGUGGCGGCUCCGAAAUGAGGACCUGGAUGAGAGCGAGGACGAGAUGGAGGACAAGCCCAUCCCCCACCGGCGGGACGAGCGUCCGGUCAGCUGCUUCGUGCCGGGCAGCGGCCCCAUGCAGCCCCACAUGGCCUCGCUGGCCCGGGACGCCGCCUGCCUGGCCCGGGACAAGCAGCGGCCUCAGGUCCCCAGCAUGAUGAUCAGCAACGAGACGUACGGCACCAUGCUGGACCUCGGCCCGCCGCCGCCCGCCAACCCCCCGCUGCCCCCCCGAGUCCCCGCUAAAGGGCCGGGACACUCCAAGCCCGUUGCCAUGGAGACGGUGGGUCGGCAGCGGUCGUCGUCCGACCCGCCGAACCCUCACACCCCGGAGAGGAACAGCUCCAUGUACGUUCUCCCAGCAGCUCCUCCCCCUCCUCCCGUCAGCAGGAGGACCAGCAUGCUGCAGUCCAGGAACACGCCGCUCCCUCCUCUGCCCCCCCCGCCGGGACUGGCCCCGUCCGCCCCCCCGGUCCCGCUGCACCCGUCGGCCCCGCCCAUCCCGCCCACCCCGCCCGCCCCGCCCCUCCCCCCGCUGCCCCCGAUUCCUCCGGUCCCGGCGCAGCACUUUAAACCUUCUCCCGUCCCCCCGCCGGUGCCCAGCCACCAGCCCAGCCGACGACCGCCACCCAAGUCACCCAGCGGGUCACAUGGUAACCCUCCAAAGAGACCGGCUGCCAGGACUGGAUCUAUUGACAGAGCAGGUAAACCUCUGCCGCAGCCCAAAUCACCUCAGACCCCGGCUCCUCCCACACCCAAGCCCCGCAGCAACUUCCCUAAGCCGAAGCCUCAGAGGGUGAAGGCCAUCUACAAGUGUGUGGCAGACAACAAGGACGAGCUGACGUUCAGCGAGGGCGAGGUGAUCGUGGUGGACGGGGAGGAGGACCACGAGUGGUGGGUGGGUCACAUUGAAGGAGACCCCAGCAGACACGGAGUGUUUCCUGUCACGUACGUUCACUUCAUCACAGAGUGACGAGGAACCAGGAUACACACUGCACUGCGACCGCCUGCUGCACACACACACACACACACACACACACACACACUCUCUCACUCUCACACACAC